AUGAGUGAUCGAUAUGAACUCUUGCAGUAUCUGAAGACCGUGGAGUGCGAGGAGUACAUCGAUCUAUUUGUUGCGAAUGACAUCAAGAUUGAUCUGCUUCCCCAGCUUGAUAGACACGCUUUGAAAGAGAUCGGGAUCACCAAGGUCGGAGACAGGCUGCGGUUGCAGGUUCUGAUCCAUCUUCUGAAUGCUGAAAGACUCAAGUCACGGGUGAACGUGAGUGAUCUGGCUGAGGUUGUUUCGAACGCUUCUGCCACGUUGAGCAGCGUUGAUAAGUCGGUCACGUACAGCGACAAAUCGCGACGUUCUUCCGACACAUUCAAGGUUGAGAACGAGUACAAGAAUUGCGUCACGAUAAUUGGACCGGACGGCCACAAGAACGAGGUAAACGUGACAGGGUGUUUUAGCUCGACCUCGAUCAAAAGAAAAGCGGUCAGAAAAAUGGGCAUUUCCUCUACACACGUUGAAGAGUGGAAAGCCUACUACGUCGACGAGGACGAUAAUCUCCACAUGAUGUUUGAUGCUGAGUUCACGGCACUAUGCCAUUCUCCAGACCGCCCAGAGAAAAAACGUAUAAUUCUCUGCCAUGCGAGCGAGUCGCCGUCAGAAGCUGCUCUGGCAACCUCCAGAUCCAUUUCUGCCAAUGGUGGUACCGAGAAGCAGACUUUGAAGAAUUUCCUAGGACAGAGACCGCCUUCACAGCUGAUUUCCACGAACCUUGGCGAAUACUUCCCUGACACGGGAGCAACAGAGCUUCGGGAGGUGAUGCGCAAUAGUGUGCGUUUUUCCAUGUACAGUUCCAAGAUGAGCACGCAUCAGUCCACGCGCGAGUCGGUCUACUCUGGAAGGCCGCAGUCCAUUGCUAGCUCUGUCUUCAGCUAUGGUGUUGCAGUUCCUGUCAAACACACUGUUGGAGAUGUUAUUCUGAACCACUCGGCUGCUAUGGACACAAUCCGCGCGGACAAGCCGCCGGAUUUGGAAGACGAGGGAACCAUUCGUGCUUCGAUGCACAAUGUGUCUCUGGAUAAGAAUGGCAGUUUGGACUCCAAACAACGGGCGCGCAUGUCUGUAGCGUUCUCGAAGCGGGAGAACAGAGACUCGACGGUGAUCAAGCUUUUUGAUGACGAGGACGACGACGAGUCGUUUGACUCGUCUGAGCAGCUCAGUUUCUCACUUGGAAACAACGACGGUCCGUCUGUGUGGCACAAGGGAACCAAAAUUGGCCAGGGAUCUUUUGGUACGGUGUACUUGGGGCUCAAUGGACUGACAGGAGAACUGAUGGCCGUGAAACAGGUUAGCCUUCCCCGGUCGUCUGAGGAUUCUAAGCAGACGAUGGUGAAUGCUUUGAAACAGGAACUCUCGCUGCUCAGGGUUAUGAACCACGAAAACAUUGUGCGCUAUCUUGGAUCCUCUGCCGAUUCUGACAACAUUUACAUCUUUCUGGAGUACAUUCCGGGAGGAUCAGUGAGCUCGAUGCUGUCGACGUACGGGCCUUUCGAAGAACCGCUGGUGCGAAACUUCAUUACACAGGUGCUCAUAGGGCUGAAAUACCUACACGGCGAGGAUAUUAUUCACAGAGACAUCAAAGGAGCCAAUAUUUUGAUAGACAUCGACGGGACAGUGAAAAUCAGCGAUUUUGGUAUCUCCAAGAAAAUAGAUAUCAACAAUACAGAGCCCGAGGAUACCGCCACCACCAAGCAGCAGAAACGCGCGUCUUUGCAAGGCUCGGUGUACUGGAUGGCCCCCGAGGUGGUGAAACAAAUUGCAUAUACAGAUAAAGCGGAUAUCUGGUCUCUAGGGUGUCUGAUUGUGGAGAUGCUGACGGGGAAGCACCCAUACCCGGGGUUUUCGCAAAUGCAGGCCAUUUUUCGCAUUGGCACGUUGACAUUGCCCAACAUUCCCGACGGCAUCACCGACGACUGUCGCGACUUCCUCACUAUGACUUUUGAGACCGAUUACAAAAAACGGUGCAACGCAGCCAGGCUUCUGAAACACCCCUUCAUCACGCCGUUGCUGACGACAAAGCGCUAG
Ogataea angusta is the source of this 2031-nucleotide messenger RNA. RefSeq lists its product as uncharacterized. Gene Ontology annotation, molecular function: ATP binding; protein kinase activity; protein binding. Gene Ontology annotation, biological process: protein phosphorylation. The transcript has a single exon. Bases 1 to 2031 code for a protein of 676 amino acids. The record is from RefSeq and is a predicted model, not a curated record. NCBI's taxonomy places the organism in Eukaryota, Fungi, Ascomycota, Pichiomycetes, Pichiales, Pichiaceae.